AUGAAGAUGAGCAGAGGAUCUUCUUCUGCUAUUCUUCUGCUGCUGUUCUUUGUUUCUGCUGCAGCUGCUGCGCCAGCAGCUUCUCUGCCACGGCAGAGUUUCACCUGCACUCGAAAGAGCAGAUGCUUCCUUAAGAAGAUCAGGUGCCCGCCCGAGUGCCCGCUAGCCAAACCACUGGAACCGAAAGCUAAAGGCUGCUUUGUCGAUUGCAAUUCACCCAAAUGCGAAGCUAUCUGCAGAAAUCGCAAGCCAAACUGCAACAGUCCUGGGGCUGCUUGUUUCGAUCCCCGCUUCAUCGGCGGAGACGGCAUUGUCUUCUACUUCCAUGGCAGGAGCGACGAGCAUUUCAGCCUAAUCUCUGACACCAACCUCCAAAUCAAUGCCCGUUUCAUCGGCCUCCGACCCACUGGUAGAUCCCGAGACUACACAUGGAUUCAAGCACUAGGAAUCAUGUUCGGUUCCCAUAAAUUCGCCCUGGAAGCCAAACGGACUGCAAGAUGGAAUGAUGAGGUGGACCAUCUCCAGUUCUCUUACAACGAGAAGCUGUUGAUUAUACCCGAAAGCCAUCUCUCCGAGUGGAAGUCUUCAGACGAUAUUCUGACGGUGGAGAGGACAGCAAGCAGAAACAGCGUCACCGUCACUCUUGCUGAAAUUGUGGAGAUUUCUAUAAAUGUGGUCCCAGUGACUGAGGAAGACGAUCGGGUCCACAACUACCAGAUACCAUCUAAUGACUGCUUUGCGCACUUAGAAGUGCAGUUCAGAUUCUUUGGCCUUUCUUCGAAAGUUGACGGUGUUAUAGGACGAACUUACAGGCUGGACUACGAGAACCCGGCGAAGCCAGGGGUGGCGAUGCCGAUGGUCGGCGGGGAAGAUGAGCACAGGACUUCGGUGCUCCUCUCUUCAGACUGCAGAUCUUGCAUUUUCUCUCCUGCUGAUGGUGCAGCAGGAGAGAACUCGACGGCAAUGGAUUUCGGGACAUUGGAUUGCACCAGCACUCUAGGCAAUGGAAGUGGAAUAGUGUGCAGGAAAUGAAUGGUGGAGAAUUCAUCCAUCUAAAUCUAAUGAAAAUAUCGGAAAUGUUCACUUUCAUUCCAAGUACAUCAACUGAAGAAUAAGAUUCCAAGUUUAUCUUUGUUUCAACUACCAUGUAUCCGAUAGCUAUUGAUUAGAAAAUUAAUGAAAAUGUCUUAAUUUCUA
Molecule: messenger RNA, 1197 nt
Organism: Magnolia sinica
Lineage: Eukaryota; Viridiplantae; Streptophyta; Magnoliopsida; Magnoliales; Magnoliaceae
Exons: 2
Coding region: 1-1032 (343 amino acids)
Source: RefSeq, a predicted model, not a curated record